AUUACCAAAACUAAACAUUAAUCUCUCUCUCUCUCUCUCUCUCUAAAUUCCACAUUCUCUCUUUCUCUCAUUGUCUUCUCCAAACAACAACAGCAACAUCAUCAUCAAUUCAUCAUCAUCAUUCAAAAAAUUCUCUUUUUUUUCUCUGAGGUGAUCAAGAGAAGGAGAGUUUGCUUAUCCAUAUUGUAGAUCGUCUUAACAGAAGAGGGAGGGUACUGGUUUGCGGAGGCAUUUGGACUUCUGCGAGCUUAGAAUCCUCUCUCCUUUGUGUAUUUAUUUGUGAAUUCAUAGCUGUUGCUGUUGGAGGCUCCUUUCCUCAAGGGGUGCGUGUAGCAGCAUCAGUGUUUGGUGACCUUGUUUCAAUUGAUAAUUUGGAGGAAAUUUCAAGUUAAAAGAGAGAAAAAGAUAUUGACUAUUGAGACUGGAAUAAUGGGUUCUGUUUGUUGUUGUUUGAGUGUUAAUGAUUUUGAAGAUUAUAUGAAUCCAAAUAGUCCUGUAUAUAGGAACUGUGGGUGCCUCAGUUCCGUCUUACAGAACUUUUUGAAUGCGUAUGCAUCAAUAUUCCGUAGAGGGGAAAUGCAGGCAAUUCCUUCAUCUAUACAGGGGGCAGCAUCUAUGACUACCACAGCAUCACUUGAUAAUUCUCUAUCUGACAUGUACCGCUCUCCUCCAAGGCCAAUGCCUUAUGAUGCAGACCCAAGGCAUUUCCGCUCUCAGCAUGAUAGACUAGUUUCACGACGUGAGAAGGGUUCAAGUCAUGUGAAUGAUGAGGCAGAACCUCUAAGAAGUGAUCUAGAUGAGGAUGACCAACAAUCUUUAACUUCAAGCAACAAGUGGCAUGAACGUGCCAGUGAAGAUGGAUCCAAAGAAUACCAUUCUAAGUCUUUAAUAAGGCUUUCAUCAGCAAAACCUACCAGUGGAGUUGGACUUGUCUAUUCGUCCUCAGAAGAGGAGGAUUGCUGUCCAACUUGUCUUGAAGAAUAUACUGAAGAGAAUCCGAAGAUAGUGACAAAAUGCUCUCAUCAUUUUCAUCUUGGUUGCAUUUAUGAGUGGAUGGAGAGAAGUGACACCUGUCCAGUUUGUGGAAAGGUGAUGGUAUUUGAUGAAACGACGUAAUCUUGAGUUAAAAGUUUUGUGUCGUAGAUGAAGCCAGCAACAAAGGAAAGCAAAGAUACAAAUACAAAUUAUAGACAUUGUGAAUACUUCAGAUUAAGCCUUGUCAUGUACAUAAGUAUAUAUACGAGUUUGCUUAACCAUUAUUGAGUUCAAUAUCAUCCAUGUUUCUAUUGCCAAAACUUAUUAUGAGGAAAAAGGAUAAGGCAAUUUUAGAUGGAAAC
This is a messenger RNA of Arachis stenosperma, 1337 nucleotides long. RefSeq names its product E3 ubiquitin-protein ligase At3g02290-like. Bases 430 to 1116 code for a protein of 228 amino acids. The record is from RefSeq and is a predicted model, not a curated record. Gene Ontology annotation, molecular function: ubiquitin-protein transferase activity. Lineage: Eukaryota; Viridiplantae; Streptophyta; Magnoliopsida; Fabales; Fabaceae. The transcript has 5 exons.